AUGUGGUAUCUGAAGGACUACGACCCCAUUCAAGCUGGCUCCAUUGAUGGCACGGAUACUGAACCACAUGAUGCUGCAAUUGAUCGAGCUACUCAAUCCCAAUACCGCCCACCACAUCACUUGAAAACUGAUCCAAACUGCACUGUAUUCGUGGGUAGAUUAAGCUUUGAUACAGUGGAAUCAGGAUUGAAAGUGCAUUUCGAAAAGUAUGGAGAGAUGUCAAGCGUUUCUGUUGUAAGAAAUCAAGUUACGGGACUAUCACAAGGCUACGGAUUUGUUUCAUUCAAACUGGAAAAAGAUGCGAGAAGGGCCUACAAGGAAGCCAACAGAUCAGUUUUAGAUGACCAUGUGAUAUUGGUUGAUUUUGAAAGAAGUCGAGUAAUGAAAGAUUGGAUACCAAGAAGAUUGGGCGGCGGCUUUGGUGGCAAGAAGGAUAGCGGUCAACUAAGAUUUGGGGCAAGGGAUAGACCAUUCAAAGCACCAGCUUCCAGCCAUGUACGGAUACCUUGCGAGCAAAAGUUUUCGGAUACAUGGAGACAUCAUCAUAGCCAGAAGAAACCUAGCCGAUCAAAGUCUCCGUCUAGAUUUCACCAUCGUUCCGAGUCCAAUAAAAGGCGUAGAUCAAGAUCACCUUCAGAAGGAAGGUCUCGGCAUUCAAGCAGAAGACCACCCUCAAAUGACAGGCACCAAUACUCACAUAAAUACAGCUCUUCCUCAAACAGAUACUCUAGUCAUGAUCGUCAUAAAAGACGUAGCCAUGAGUAUCUCGGAGGAAAGUCGAGCGGUAGCAGAUAG
Messenger RNA from Mucor velutinosus, 795 nucleotides. RefSeq names its product Oxysterol-binding protein 4. The transcript has 3 exons. The coding region runs from base 1 to 795 and encodes 264 amino acids. Gene Ontology annotation, biological process: mRNA splicing, via spliceosome. The record is from RefSeq and is a predicted model, not a curated record. Gene Ontology annotation, molecular function: snRNA binding; mRNA binding. Gene Ontology annotation, cellular component: precatalytic spliceosome; U12-type spliceosomal complex. Lineage: Eukaryota; Fungi; Mucoromycota; Mucoromycetes; Mucorales; Mucoraceae.